AUGGUCUAAUAUCAAUAAUCAUUAAAGAACAACGUAUNAGAUGCAUUUCUAAAAGGAGGAGAUUUUCAUUCUCGAACUGUUAUUGUAAUGAUAUUAUUAUUAAUCUUUUUAAGACAAUGUUUCCUCAUAUCUAGGAGGAAAUUGAUAAAGGAGAAUUAUUAAUAGAAUGGGACAAAUAAAAAGGAAAAGCACCAGCUCCAUUAGUAAAAGACAAAUAUGCAGCGGAGAGAAGAAAGGCAAAAGUGCUGAACUUUUCAAUUGCAUAUGGUAAGACUGCAACUGGAUUUGCAAAGGAUUGGUAAUGUGAAGUCAAAGAAGCCUAAAAAACAAUAGAUGCCUGGUUUGCUUAGAGAAAAGAAGUGGUAUUAUGUUUAUGUAAUUUAGGAACAAUGGCAAUAUAAUGUAAGAAUGAUAGCAAAAAAUUAAUUUUUUACAUAAACUCUAUUAGGAAGAUAUAGAUACUUGGAAAAAUACUUUUAGUAAUAAACUAGAUCUUAUAUUAAUCAUGGAUUAAGAGCAGCAAUAAAUACUCCUAUUUAAGGAGGAGCUGCAGAUAUAGUAAUUGCAGCAAUGGUUAAAAUAUACAAAAAUUAAUCAUUGAAGGAUUUAGGUUAUAAAUUACUUUUACAAGUUCAUGAUGAAUUAAUUCUAGUAUUUUAUUAUUAUUAAAUUAAUAUAGGAAGGUCCAGAAGAAAAUGCUUAGUAAGCUUUAAAGAUUGUAAAAGAAUUAAUGGAAAAUCCUUUUGAGAUUUAAUUAGAAUUACCUUUAGAAGUUGAUGCUAAAAUAGGAAAUAAUUGGUAUGAAUGUAAAUGA
Molecule: messenger RNA, 814 nt
Organism: Paramecium primaurelia
Lineage: Eukaryota; Ciliophora; Oligohymenophorea; Peniculida; Parameciidae
Source: the annotation of a GenBank genome assembly